Cynoglossus semilaevis (tongue sole) is the source of this 2576-nucleotide messenger RNA. RefSeq names its product ETAA1 activator of ATR kinase a (gene etaa1a). The transcript is spliced from 6 exons. The coding region runs from base 124 to 1989 and encodes 621 amino acids. Gene Ontology annotation, molecular function: protein serine/threonine kinase activator activity. Gene Ontology annotation, cellular component: nuclear replication fork. NCBI's taxonomy places the organism in Eukaryota, Metazoa, Chordata, Actinopteri, Pleuronectiformes, Cynoglossidae. The record is from RefSeq and is a predicted model, not a curated record. Gene Ontology annotation, biological process: regulation of DNA damage checkpoint; replication fork processing; positive regulation of protein serine/threonine kinase activity.
CGUCACUGCUCUUGAACACAACUUCGAAAGGGAUUCUGGGAAAGACAAGAUGGCGGGACAGUCAAACGGCGCGCGGACGGUCCAAAGAUAUGACAAAAUAACGCGUCGGCGAUAAUAGGAAAAAUGAACCGAGGACGAGGACCCGUGCGGUCUGACUCCAGUGUUGCAAUAUCACCGAGCGAACUCAGACCGAACCGCUUGAGGAGGAAGAGCAGACUUAGCCAGGUUGAGGCGCCAGAGUUGGGUUUGUCCCAGAAUCAGCAGCGAACAGCAGACUUUAAGACACCGACCAGGAUUUUGGGUUCCAAGGCAUCUGCUGAUUUGACAGGAGAAUCUCCGCACAGCGACUCAGACUUUCACCACGACAUCAUCUGGGACGCUGCGUCUCCUUCGCCCAACAGACUCGGAAGAAAAGGAAGGAAACAAGCAACUGCCGCUGUGAACAUUUCAGAAAUUGUUAGCAGGAUUGCACCAAAGCAUGGCCGACCAGAGGUUACAGAGUCGACAUUACAACAAUGGCUUGGAGACAGCUUUGCCAUUCCAUGCACACCGGAUGUUCAGACUCCCAAACCCAGGAAGAAAUCCCCCAGAGUGGAUGACCUGCUGAAACUUGCCAAACAGUUUGACUUCAACAUGUUCUGUCGGGAUGAGGAGGGAGCUGACAUACAUCAUCAAAAAAGUUUGGAGCUUGUGUCAGAGGACAUCAUGAAUUUUGAGAUGACAACCGUUUUGCCAGUAACGUCAAUAAAUUCAAGGUCUCAAGAUGAUGCACGCAACGUUAUCGUGAACGAACCUGCAGAUGAGGACAUAGAUUUUCUGUUUGAUGGACCAACACAACGUCUUAGUGGAAACUUGACACCUGUGCCACUUUCUCAGGAUCCUCUGGUGAAACCUGAUUCAGGUUUAUGUGGGAAAACUCCCUCUGCAGGCAUUAGCAGUAAUGGCAGUGUGGCCAAUGACAAGUUUGAGGACGACUGGGAAAAUGAUGACCUGCUUGAUGACUCUCUGGUGUUUGAGAUGACUCAGAAUCCACAGAAGUUUAUUUCUCCUAAGUACUGCUCAACACAAAAACCUCCUGGUGGCGAUACAGCUCACAGUAAACUGGCUCUUUCUACAGUAAAAAAGACAAAUGUGCAAAGAAGAACAAGCUUCAAACUUGAGUCAAAUCAUCAUACCAGAGAAGGAACAUUUCAAACAGACAGCCAUUUGAAAAUGCUGAAGAAAGACAGUCUGUUGAGUCAGUUUUCAAGCGAUGUAAAUGUCCAAGUCAGCAAGACAUCUAGAUCUAAUUCACAAACACCACAUUUACCUGCAUCAAAUGUUUUAGAUUCCAAAUCAGGCACAAACUCAGCACUUAUGACAACCAAUCCCAGCCUUCAGAAAGCAUGUGACACAGGUUCUGCUCAGUUAGCAACAACAGGUUUAUCUGACUUCCUGGAUGAUGAUUUGGAUGCCAUCUUUGCAUCAGACCUAGCAUGGGACGAUCCAACUGAUGACAACCUGCUAUGUGAAAUGAGCGAGGACGUGGAGAACAACAUCCAGAGGUCAGAAAAUGGGACAGCCAAACAAAGCUUGCCAAACAAGCGAGCACCUCUGCAGCCUGCCAAUUAUCAAUCUUUGCCUAGCAAGGUGACCCCCAAAGGUCCCUCUGUGUCAAGUAGACCAGCACCCACGGUACUCACUGGUACCUCUGUCUACAAGACAACUGCCAAUGCAGGUGUAACGGAUUCUUUUAGAAACACACAAACAAAAACUUUAUUAGGAACAACACAUCUGCAAAAAGGCAGCAGCUUUCUGAUGUCACCUCCUGCAGUGCUGACAACCUUAUCAUCUCAGAAUCCUCACAGAAAACAUUUCAACUUUAAGAAGCCAAACAUCCCAACAGACAAAGUGGCAAGAAAAUGUACAGCAGCUGAGAUUGAGCUGAAGAAACGGCAGGCCAUGGAGAGAAGGCAACAGAAACUUCAGACCCAGGCCCACAACUUCUGAGCUGUCAAAUGCACAGGCUUCAUUUGCACUACAGGCCUCUAAAAUUGUCCACAAAUUAGUUUUGACAAUUACAUUGUAAAGUUGAAAUGAACAACUGAAAUGAAGUUCUUUUCUUCUAUUUUACCUUUAAAAUCAACAUUUUAAUUAUUAAACAAACUAAUCUGUUUAAUUAGCUAUUUUGUCUUUUUUUAAUAAAACUUGAACAAAGCCAAUAUUAAAAGAACAUGAUGAUUAAAGCCUAUAUCACAAACAGAAUUAUCAUUUGCAAACAGUGGUACGGACUAACAAAGUGGAAAACAAAAGAAAAAGUUGAAGGAGGAACAUUCAAGCACCACAGUGACGAGUUCAGCAGAAAAGGGACAAAUAUGAAAAUAAACAUUUAACUCAAAGUAGUAGAUAAUGAUUGUGAGAUUGUGUCUGUUUAUGCUGCUCAUUGCAUUGUUUUUGAUAGAGCUUAAAAGAACAAUAAUCUUACAAAUGAUGUUGAAUGUUUAAAAUUUAUCGAACUAUGGGACUCGUAACAACAUUGUCUUUCAUUAAUUUGUACUUUUUAUUCCAAUAACACCUGAAAUAAACAUACGUUUUUA